AUGACUUCUUCAAUCGAAAACAAUCUCGAUUCGUUUAUCCAAGCAUCUCGUCUGAAACGCACUGCUCCGCUAAUGGCUAAUUCAAGUCGGCCACCUUCGAUAUCUACCUAUGGGGAACAGAAUGGAAUGACAACGUAUUAUACAUUGUCACAGGAAACGCCCGAGAUUCUUCGAUCAUUGUCGCCUGAAAAUGUGCUGAAACUGAAGUAUAAAAUUGAACUUGACAAGCAAGUAAAGGAAAAACAGCAACGAUUAGCUAAGGAAUGGGAAAAGAAAAUUGAACGCGACAAGCAAUAUGUUCAAAAUCAACCAUUUGGAAGGCAAAAUCGAACGACUUUUCUAAAUAAAGAAGAACUCCAAGAAAUCUUAACCCAAGGUCGUGCACCAUCACCUGUCUUAGAAUCAUAUUCCGAACACUUAGUUCAUCAUCAACCACGCACAAGUGAAACGUACGUUUUGGAUAACAGUAAUCAUACCUUGCCGAAGAUGAAUGGAUCAACGUCACAGCCUGUUCACGAUGGUUAUCCAAUUAAUUCGUCAACUCAACCGCAAAUAUCAAAUAAUAAUUUUGAUUUCCAACGUUUUUACGGACCAAAGAAAAGUUCGGAUAUGAAUGGACCUACGGUUAGUUCGUCGUUACCGACGAAAGGAAAUGCUCAUGAUCCAUUUUCCUCCUAUGAUCCAAAUAAAGAUGGCCAGAGUACGUUUAAUUCGUUUCCUGAAUUAGAACUUUACCAUCCAUGGGGACGUCCAGGGGCGGGAGCUCCAUUAAUUCAUGCACCAACAGGACAGAAGUACACUCGCUACUCUGGAAGUUUACAAGACAAAUUGCAUCGCACUGGUCCGCUUGGUUAUCAUCAAAAUCAGUACAUAUACAAUAUUGAAGAUCAAAAGCGCGAUCUUGAAUUAGAGCAAAAACGACGCCAACAACAAGAGCUCGACCAUCGAACAAAUACAGGAAAUACAGUGGAAUGGAUCAGUCAACUUAAUAAAACUAACUCGCCAUUGAGAUUCUACUCACCCACGAAAGAAACAGCUCGCGAGCAGUUUGCGGAUCCUUAUGUACGAAAUCGAUCGAAAGAAACGCAGGUUUUACACGAUAGUCUAAUGCAACAAGCAGAGGAGCGUGCAAGAUUACAAAAACUAAGUCGUCAAGAAAAGAAUCUAGCUGAAUUACAACACACUGAAUCGAUGAAUAAUUGGUGGGGACGAGGUGGCAGUGGUGCACCAGCAUCCACGAAUCGACGGCACAAUAUGUAUAAUUCAUUCGAACAAACACGUCAGAAAUGGGGAACAAAUCAUCUCGGUCAAUUAGUUGCAAUUGAUGAACAAACACCACAUCGAAUCAGUAUUCAACCUUCAGACUUUUUCUAUCCGCGAAAUAAACAGUUUUCCAGUCAUCGAAAUUUCUAUGAAAUUGCCGAUGAUGCUACAUAA
This is a messenger RNA of Adineta ricciae, 1437 nucleotides long. The record is from the annotation of a GenBank genome assembly. NCBI's taxonomy places the organism in Eukaryota, Metazoa, Rotifera, Eurotatoria, Adinetida, Adinetidae.